Messenger RNA from Scleropages formosus (Asian bonytongue), 2164 nucleotides. It is a transcript of the gene entpd6, whose product is annotated as ectonucleoside triphosphate diphosphohydrolase 6. The record is from RefSeq and is a predicted model, not a curated record. Gene Ontology annotation, molecular function: hydrolase activity. Gene Ontology annotation, cellular component: Golgi apparatus. The transcript is spliced from 14 exons. Bases 353 to 1678 code for a protein of 441 amino acids. Lineage: Eukaryota; Metazoa; Chordata; Actinopteri; Osteoglossiformes; Osteoglossidae.
GAGACGCCUUGGGUUUCUCAAAGAUUCAACUGAAGACACGGAAAUCGACAUGAGCCGCGGUACAGGAAGGCUGAAUUUCUGAAGUUAGCGAUCGAAAAUAUACACUAAGGAAAGGUGACCUAGUUACGGCUGAUUAUUAUUGUAGCUCAAAUACUACAACUUUUAUCUUUGGCGUCCUUUAUUCAUUUCUUUGUUUUAUUUAUUUAUUAAUCAAAAAGCAGAAAGAAGCGGCGAGAAGAAGCACACGCACGCACUGAGUCUAACUGUGUUGACCGGUAAUGUCCUUAAACACAGAAUGAGUCCCACAUAAGCACAGGCAGGGCAGCAGUGAUGUGCCUUUUACACUCUGAAGAUGAAGAUACCAAAGUUAGCCAGUGUCUUUGUGUUUCUGGGCUGUCUGGUGGCCUAUCUCACGUACGUCAAGAGGCAUGCCGACAGCGGGAAGGCGAUGUUCAUCAAAACGCCAAACCACCCCUCCGCAGCUUGUGUCUCUCUGGAGCACCAACCAUGCGUAGAGGAACUCACCACCAGCCGCUUUCAGUAUGGCGUCAUGUUUGAUGCUGGCAGCACAGGGACAAGAAUUCAUGUCUUCAAGUUUCUCCUUGAAGAAAACGAAGCCCCCAAACUGGCACAUGAAGUAUUCAAAGCGAUAAAACCUGGCCUGUCUGCAUAUGCCGAUGAGCCAGAUAAGUGCAAAGACGGUGUACAGGAACUCCUGGGGGUUGCCAUGGAGACUGUCCCCAUGGCCUUGUGGAAGAGCACACCUGUUGUCCUGAAAGCCACAGCAGGGCUGCGUCUCUUACCUGGAGAAAAGGCCACUCACCUGCUGGACAAGGUGAGAAAUGUCUUCAGCGAAUCGCCAUUUUUGUCCAGAGCAGACAGUGUGUCCAUAAUGGAUGGAACUGAUGAAGGUGUUUCUGCAUGGAUCACGGUCAACUUUUUAAUAGGCAGCCUGCACAGCGCAAAGAAGGCCACUGUCGGCAUGCUGGAUCUGGGAGGGGGGUCCACGCAGAUCACCUUCUCCCCACAAAACGAGAAAACCAUCCAGACCUCUCCUUUUGACCACAUCACAUCGAUUCAGAUGUUCAACGGCUCCCACACGCUUUACGCGCACAGUUACUUGGGGCUGGGACUCAUGUCAGCAAGACUCGCUGUUCUGGGUGGAAUUGAAGGGCAGCCCCUAGAUGGCAGUCAAGAGCUGGUGAGCCCUUGUUUAGCCCCUCAGUUCAUGGGCCAGUGGGAACAUGCUGAAGUGCAGUAUACAGUCAAAGGACAGAAAGCAGGGGAGCCAAUUUAUGAGUCCUGCUAUACGAAGGUGGAGAAGGUGCUAUAUAAAAAAGUGGAAAAGGCAGAGGAGGUCAAAGACAUUGAUUUCUAUGCCUUCUCCUAUUAUUACGAUAGAGCAGUAGACAUUGGAACAAUCGAUGAGAAAACCGGUGGGACUGUGAAAGUGAGCGAUUAUAUUGAUGCUGCUAAAAAAGCUUGUAACAGCAUGGAAGUCACACCUGGACAGCAUCCCUUCCUUUGCCUGGAUCUCACGUACAUUUCAGUUCUGCUGCAACAACUGGGAUUUCCAAAAGACAAAGUUUUUAAGUUGGCAAGGAAGAUAAAUGAUGUGGAAACCAGCUGGGCACUUGGAGCCACUUUCCAUUACCUCGAGUCUCUGCGCAGACACUAAGCAGAUGGCUGUGCACAUGUAGCCACUGCUGAUGUGAUUGAUGACACCAUUCCCUUCCUCUCUCUGUUGUCUUACCCUCAGAAAGCUUCUUAGUAACUGUACUGGCAUUUUGUAGUAUUUACUUUAUUGGAAUGUAUGUUUCUUUAAGCUAUUCUUUGUGGACAUGUUGACAUUGUUUGGGCAUUUUUAACGCUGAAAUUUGUCUUUCUGUGUGUUAAGGGAAAUACAUGUUCCUGACACUCAGACACGAGGUACUUUUUUGAAGAAGCAUGAUAUAGUGGGAGAUUUUGGUUUUCAUUAAUGAAGUCAAUACAAGGGCAAGAUAACUGAUAUUCAGGUGCCAUGUACUCUUUCAGAACGGCAUUUUUGUGAUCUGAGAUUUCCUGAAAAAUUGGUGGUGUGAAUGUGGGUUUUAUUCAAAAAAAACAGCCUACUCUGUUUUGAAACUGGCUGCUUAUUUUUAUAGUAAACAGAUUAUCACUGGAA